This is a messenger RNA of Adineta ricciae, 2745 nucleotides long. NCBI's taxonomy places the organism in Eukaryota, Metazoa, Rotifera, Eurotatoria, Adinetida, Adinetidae. The record is from the annotation of a GenBank genome assembly.
AUGGCCGAAAGCGUCACAGAAAACAUGAUGGCCACGACGACGACAAACGAUGGAGAAGCCAAAAUCUCAGUAGUAAGUAGUACAGAACCGGUGACUUCAUUAAAUGAACCAAUGAUGUUGGAUACGACGACGACGACGGCGACGAGAGCAGGCGAACAACAGAUAAGUGUUGUUGAUGAUGGCGCACUCCAAGCAGUUCUAAGUUCCAUGACCGAACCAGAAAUGCAUGCGUUCCUGGAAGAACUUAAUAAAACAGGAAAAGCAUAUUUACCUGGUAUUGGACAAACGAUUGAACUUUUGACCGUUCCUGCUCCUACUGAAACAUCAACAGUUCUGCCUGUCGCUAUACCUGCACCCCAAUCGUCCUCAUCAGCGGCGAUUCUUCUUCAAGAGCUAACAACAUUGAUUCAGCAUCCUCCAAAUGAUAUUGUACCGAUUGAGAUGCAGCCAAACCAUCCCCGACAAACUUAUGUGAUUCCAUCAGAUUCACGCCAAGCUCGUAAUGCGAAUACCUAUGUUGGUAGUAGUGGCCGACCAGGUACUGCUGUUAAAUCAACAGUAUCGUCGAACAAUGGAACAGCAAUUCGCAAAUCUUCGCAGCAAGCAUCAAUCACUGAUGAUCGAAUGUUCUUCGGACGAUCACCCUCAUCGAACCACACCACGAUCGGACAAGGGCAGUAUCAUAACCGUAUUGGAUUGAUGGCAAACAGACAAUCACAGGUAACGAUUUCGCCAGCAGCCGGACAUCAUCAUCAAUCAGCUCAACGGCGACCACUUUCUUGGUACGAGAACCGUUUUCGACGCCACUCCUCUGGCGAUGAACUCGAUUCCGACCUUGACUUAUCUCCACCCUCAUAUUCAAUCAAUAGUAAUGACAAUCAAGGUCCAACGCGCCGUUCCACACGUAUUCCAAAACCAAAACAAGAUGCUGACUUCGUUACAUUUCCACUCUUAGAUCGUGAUGAACAAGAAAAUCCGCUAACACCAACGCCAUCAUCAAUGCCUCUGCACAAAGUUGAUGACGACGAAGAUGAUAUACCGUAUCGUCUAAUGGAUUAUCCUCGUCCAUCACAACAAUCGCAGUCGUCGUCGACUAAUUCGUCAAUGACACUAGCUGGUCCCGGGCGAAAACCACGAACAGUUGCUGAACUACGUGCAACAGCCGCUCAAAAUAAGAAACAACCGCGCUGGGCAGAUGAUGAACUGUACCAUGUUAAGUCGCACGUGCCAUUGAUCAUGCCGCAACAAAUCACAAAUCCAUCGACAAUGAAAAACAAAAUGACAAUGUGCAAACCAUUAGUAUCGGAACGAGAAGUAGAGGCGAAGCCGACACGAUUCACUAUUGCCACACAAACAGAAAUGGAACAUAUGAUUCCCGACGUGCCGCUAGUAACAUUGCCUGUGCCGAUUUAUCUUCCAUCGCCAACGCCAAGUUAUCGAUUGUUUAAACCAAGAGCAGUACCGAUCCCCGUACCAGUCUUUGUACCAGUUAUGAUACCAGUGCCUAGACGAGCUUAUAAAAAUAUCCGCGAAUAUCUUCAAGCCCAACGUGAUCUGUUACCCGAUGACCCAUUUGAGGCCGCGCUUGUUCUGCAUGCAGAAAGUCUUGUACGGGCAGAAAAUCAGCCGCAACAAAUAACAUUAAGUCAUACGACUGACUCACUGACGAUGAUGGACGCCACCGGCGAUGGUUUCUGCUUGCGAACAUCUCAAACAAUGGCGAGCCUUCCUGAACUAGAUUUAGAGGCGCAUUACCUCGAUCCGGUAACAUCAAAUGAGUCAGAAGUUCAAAAGCUUCUUCGAAUGUUACCUGAUGCUGAGUGUCGUCUCAAAUGGACAUACGGCGUUGAAGCUUUUCAACAAUGGUGUGCACAACGCAACAGAUCUGCCCUAUCUUCAUCAAGUUUGAUUCCCACAUCCGAAAAUUUAAUUAAAUCAGACUUACUUUCAUACACAAAUGCCGAUGAAUUACAACAUAUUCUGAGCAUAUUCAUUACUGAAACUCGCCGCCCAACAGGCAAUGAAUACCUACCAGAAAGUAUCUUCUACCUCUGCUUAGGCAUACAAGAGUACUUAAACAUGAACAACCAUUCAAUAGAUUUAUUCAAUCCUUGCUAUGUUGAAUUCAAUUCAACAUUGAAUAAAAUUCUCUCAAAUUAUUCACCACGUCUUUCUCCAAUCACGAAUAAUUAUGUGUCGUUGAUUAAUGAAGAUAUCUUGUACGAUGCACGUCAAUUGGGUAACUUAACACCAUGGUCUUUACUAACAACGCUUAUCUAUAUAAACACAAAAUACUUCAAUUUGAAAACGGUGGAAUCACAUAUGGCGAUAUCUUUUGCAAAUUUUGGAAAAUAUUCUCAAUGGGGACGUGUUGCAACGAGUGCACCACAAGGGCAACAGAUCAAUUAUCUGAGAUUUUAUGCUUAUAACCCCGAUUUGAAAUCGUUGGCAGAUUCUCCGACUGUUUACGAAAUCAUCGAACAAAUCGACGAUCAAAUUCAUUGUCCCAUACAACAAUACGAUUUUUACAUUUCCAAAUGUCCUGAACAGAUUCGUGGUACAGCGGACGUUUUCUAUCUCAAGCCAUUAGCAGGCCAAGCCUUGGAGAAUUCGCUUUGGUUCUCCAAUGAAUCACUACCAUCAACAACACUUGAACAAAUUCUCAAUCGUCUUAAACUCUUGCCUGAUUACUAUCAUCAAACCAAACCUGUUCAAACCAGUUCAACAUCAGCAGAUCUUAUUUAA